GGGCUACGGAUUGGUCAGGGGAAAGCUCGAGCCAUAGAGGAAAAGCAAGACAUGCGAACAAGGAGUGAAAUUCAAGAAUGGGGGAGGUGGAUGGAGAUGAAGCUGAAGCUGAAGAGAUGUCGACAGGAACGAACGAUAUGCGGCGGGGUUUUCGGAGAUGCUUUAUUUCUGAUCCCGUUCCGAAGUCUGCUCUCUCCACAACAACUCAUUGUUUCUGUACAGAUUUCCCACCCACGCCAGGCAUGGAGGAUUCCUUUGGAUUCUGUGAGUGCUUUGUAUAAUACUUCCGUCCUAUCCUGAAUUCCUCUGCCUCUUUAGUGCCGGUUCACCAUGCCCAAGACCAACCGAUGGUCGACUCUCGCGCAGUUCCCCAUCACCAAGACGCUGUACAAAUGUCUUCCCAGGGCCAGGAAUGCGAAGUUGGCGAAUAAACCCAAUAUUGUCAGCGAUAAAUUAUGCGAUGACGUCCUACAGCGCCUCUCACCGUUCCUCCUUCGAAACCGCCCUGUAGAUAUCCUAGAUCUGUGGCCUGGAGCUGGGCUAUUUUCGUCCAAGGUCAAUGAUUUCCUGCAGCCGCGACGGCAUGUCCUGAUUGAACCCGACCUCAGCUUCUUCAAACCACUCCUCGAGCCGCUGGCGGAGAGUCGCCCGUGUUACAAGCUGCUCUCGACCGACAUCAGUUCCAUCCAUGACUGGCAAACCGUGCUUUCUGAACACUUCCCGGAACAAGGCCCAGGAAACAGUGAUAGCAGUGGUGGGGUUCUGCCCAAGAACGACACCCUGCUUGUCCUAGCUCACCCACCUCCAACAAGUUCCAGCAAAGACCAUUUCACAGGAGCACGAUGGUGGUCAGUAUUCAUGGAGGCGUGUAUGCGACAGGUCGGUCUGCAUUCCUACGGGAGUGUGAGAUUACUCGCGUCUAUGCCAAUGUCAGACUCACAGGCAAUUCUUGCGCGCACAAUUGGGGAGCGGAGGCGGCCAGCUUUGUUGACUGAGCAGGUUGCGCUCCAUGCCUUCGAGGUGGCCGCGCCAAAAGAUCAAAUGGUGGGACUGUGGGCCUUCUGGAAGCAAUGGGAUAUGGUUGUGAAUGGUGCAGCGCGGGUCGCCGAGAGGACUGCUGAGCAUGGGGUCACCAUUCCUCCUGGCAGAGAAUACCCACCGAUUGAACGCGCCCCGGAGAGCCCUCAGCCCGGUCGAAAGCCAACGCCUUAUGCUCCCCGUGCAAAGACCCCUCAGAAUGAUGGAUACGUUGCAGCGUUUGAGGCGGCCGAUCAAAUGAAUUCAGACUCGCCAGACUACGCAAAGGCCAAGUCGAAACGGUCGCGCGCAUGCACGCAAUUAAACCAGGAGAAUCGCCAGGUCUAUAUUCGCAAUAUCCUCGCCGACAAACAGGCAGAGAUCGACGAGCUCAACAAAUCCAUCUCACGAUUAGCCGCAGACCCCGAAACCAAGGCUGCCACGGUAGACACCAUCGUGAAACAAAUCGAAACCGUCCAGGCAGAGUUCAACAACGAACUAUCGCAGCACCACUUCGACAUAACCCGGUCUCUACCGGGCCUCACCGACGACAAACGCGCCGCAUUCCACUCCGGAACUUUCGACAACGCCCUUCUCCUAUGGGACCGUCGGCCCUUUGAACCCCUCCUCAUCCACCCGGAAGAGCUCUACCCCCGCGACAUCGACCGCACCCUCAUCUACUUCGAAGCGGACUCCAACGCCCCCGCAAUGGAACGGCUCAGCCGCCUCGAUCCAUCCCAACGAGACCUCGCCUUCCGCCUCUUCGAAGCCUUCUCCCUCACCCUCUCCAGCCAAAGCACUCUUACAGUCGCCAAGCUAAUCGAGUUGAUCUUCCCCACCCGCUCCAUAAACGACAUCCUCAAGUCCGUGCCCAGCCUCGCGCAAUACGCCUCCAAAAGACCUAGGCCGGAUUUCGACAGUCUCUCAAAACCCCUACACUCUAAUGCCGAUGGCUCUCCUUCUCCUUCUCCUUCUUCUUCUUCUUCUUCUUCUCCUUCUCCUUCUCCUUCUUCUUCUUCUUCUUCUUCUCCUCCUCCACAACAGGGACAACCCCACACCCCCAACCCUAUCCUCAGCUACCAAGAGAAUCUCGAAUACGACCUGAGCGGCGUGCACAUCCGCACCCUAUCCCCCGCCACCCUCUGGGACUUGUGUCUGGAGUACCAACGGAGGGGCUCCGACCAGUCUGCCAUCCAGCUGAACCGCCUUCUCGGCGGGACUUUGACUUCGUCGCGUUCGCGCGAGUUCCUGGACGGUUCGAAGAAACGACUUCAUUAAGCGGGCUGGGCUUGGUGGGGGGGGGUUUGCUGGUCCUCUUGUUAUGUCUUGGAUCCCCUGUUGUAUAUCUUCAUCUCUAAUGGGUUUAUUUUCUUUUAUGGUUUUCCUUGCUUUUUCUUUGCUUUGCUUUGCUUUGCUUUGCUUUGCUUUGCUUUGGGUAUGAUUAGGUGGUGGUGGUGUACUCCGUAGUGUAUUCUAUAUUGAUAUGUACUACUAAAAGUAGUACAGUUGUGGCGAUUAGAAGUUUUAGACUAUACACAAUAUACAAUAUACAAUAUACAAAUAUAGAUAGAU
Messenger RNA from Aspergillus ochraceoroseus IBT 24754, 2589 nucleotides. RefSeq lists its product as uncharacterized. The coding region runs from base 331 to 2295 and encodes 654 amino acids. The record is from RefSeq and is a predicted model, not a curated record. Lineage: Eukaryota; Fungi; Ascomycota; Eurotiomycetes; Eurotiales; Aspergillaceae. The transcript is spliced from 2 exons.